CCAAUCCCACCUAUAUUUCCAACCAGGUAUAUCUUUGCGAAGAAUCUUUUUGAAAAUGGUUCCCUCAAUAACAUCGAAUGGCAUAUCUAUCAAGACUGGCAUUCUUUUCUCCUGCAGGAGUUUGCCAGCCAGCUCAGAUUACAUGGCUUCAUCUACCUCCAGGCUACUCCCCAGGUUUGUUUGAAGAGACUCCACCAGAGGGCCAGGAAAGAGGAGAAAGGAGUUGAGCUGGAGUAUCUCAAACAGCUUCACGGUCAGCACGAAGCCUGGCUUGUUCACAAGACAACCGAGCUCCAUUUUGAGGCUCUGCUGAACAUUCCAGUACUGGUAUUGGAUGUCAAUGAAGAUUUUUCUGAGGAAGUAACCAAACAAGAAGAACUCAUGAAAAAGGUAAACACCUUUGUAAAGAAUCUGUAGCCAGUACCGGCUGUUCUUGCCGUGAUCUGGGCUCUCUGACUUUCCAAAGCUGGAAAAUUCCUGAGUCAUGCACCUUGCCAUCUUCUUUUACCCCUGGGGUCCUCUCUGACACUCAGGUCCAUGGUUUGUGUUAGCCUUCGACUUCGCAAUUAUUGUCUUUUAUAUCUCAAGGACUUCUAAAAUAAAGUGGAAGUUUUGCUUCCUUUGCUAAUCCA
Molecule: messenger RNA, 632 nt
Organism: Leptonychotes weddellii (Weddell seal)
Lineage: Eukaryota; Metazoa; Chordata; Mammalia; Carnivora; Phocidae
Source: RefSeq, a predicted model, not a curated record